This is a messenger RNA of Lolium perenne, 924 nucleotides long. RefSeq lists its product as uncharacterized. The record is from RefSeq and is a predicted model, not a curated record. NCBI's taxonomy places the organism in Eukaryota, Viridiplantae, Streptophyta, Magnoliopsida, Poales, Poaceae. Gene Ontology annotation, molecular function: protein binding.
AUGGGAACGCUAUGUUCGUCUUCAGACGAUGCCAUCAGGACGACCAAGAACCACGCGCAAGAUACCAGGUUGGAUGCCGUCGAUGGCGCCGAUUGGUCGAGCCUGCCGGAGGACCUCCUGCUGAUCAUCAUGGCGGCGCUGGAUAUCCCCGGCCUUUUCCGAUCCGGCACCGUCUGCGCCUCCUGGCACGACGCCUACUCCACCUUCCGCCGCCUCCGCCGCCCCUCGCCGAAGCAGGGCCCGUGCCUGUUGUACGCCUCCGACGAGUACGGACCCAACCACGCCGCCAUGUACUGCCCCUCCACCGACACCACGUUCCGCGUCCCCUUCCGGCACCACGGCAGGGGACUCUUCUUCUCCUCAAACGGCUGGGUGUUCGCUACCGACGAGGCCGCCGACCCGUACCUCCACAACCCCGUCACCGGCGUCCAGGCCACGCUCCCGUCGGUCAAGACGCUUCCAGGCAUAGACACCUGCAAGGUGAACUUCGUGAACGACGAUGGUACCGUCUCUGCUUCUGCCUCUGAAGAUUUCAUCGAGUGGGCGCGGGAUUGCGCGUAUUGCCGGGUGGCCAUCUCCACGGGCCACGAUGCAGCAGCGACAUGCACCGUCUUGUUAGUACACAUGCCAGACCAGAAGCUCUCCUUUGCCAAGCCCGGCGACGAGCGGUGGACAUUGAUAUCCGAUGAGCUAUACAUGGACGAUGUCCGUUACAACGACAAGGAUAGCAUGUUUUACGAUCUCAGCGAGCCUUCACCGGUCAUGACAAGGAUCAUGUGCGGCGUCACAACAUGGGGCAACCCUACCAAGUACCUCACCAUAACCCCAUCCGGCGAGCUCUGGCAAGUGUGCAGGAUGUGGACCGAGGAAGGACUCAAGCAUCCCGAGCUGGACCUACCAAGACCUUCUGAGGUAUACGUCUGA